Messenger RNA from Gongylonema pulchrum, 381 nucleotides. Lineage: Eukaryota; Metazoa; Nematoda; Chromadorea; Rhabditida; Gongylonematidae. The record is from the annotation of a GenBank genome assembly.
AUGCUUAUCUCAAAAUACCCAUCUUCGGCCAUAGCUCGCCUACACGAAUAUGUCAUUCACAGUCCAGACGAUAUUGUCCGACAGGAGAUCGAGAAGCUGUUAUCGGAUUGUGAGAGAGCAAUAGUUAGCUUGGACCCGACAAUCAGGAUCUCGGACUUACGAUGUCAGAUGAGCACUAGCUUAAGCCAGGAGAGUGCUGAUGGUGUCAUCAGUCACGAUGUGGGCGCCGUCGAUUCGUGCCUUAGCGGUGAAGCCGACUAUUCUGUGAUUGAUUCAUCGCUGCCCAAAAGUCGCUGCUCAGAGUUAGAUUCGGUAUCCGACACGCCGAUGGAGAUCUUCUCAGAUAUUGAAGGGAGUUUUAGUGUUGAUGUUUCCAAUGAG